AUGUCACUUUUGAGCAGGCCGAUAAUGGGAAAACAAAACAAGCAAGAUCAAAGUGCACAAAAAGAAAUGAAUGAUUAUGAGAAGAAUAGACUUUUGAGGAUAAAAGAAAACCAAGCAAGACUAAAAGAUUUGGGAGUUAAAAGCAUUGCAAAUUCUUUGACAAGUUUGGUAGAAAGUCAAAAACCAAAGAAAAAACAAGUGAAACCAACGUAUAUCGGUGCUAGAGAUUCAGACUAUAUUCCUGAUUUGGGUGAUGAUAUUGAUGGAGAUUACCACGAAGUUGCUAGAAGUGUUCAAGUAUCCAAAAAGCAACAUCGUCCACAAUAUAUUGCACCAAUGUCCAUGAAUAGACUUGCUAAUUUAACAAGGCAACGUCGGGUGAUUGCUCCAAAUGUCUCGAAUAAGUAUCCAUUGGUUUCGAAUGCAACUAAAGAAAAACAAUCUAGAUCAAAGACUAGUAUGGGUGACUUAAUCUUGAGGAAUAAAGGACCGCAAAGGGAAAGAGAGGUAUUCAAACAAAAUGCGGAAAAGCAUAAUUGUAUCAUAAGUGGAGCAACGAGACAAUUGGCUCUUGUUGAUGAGGAUGAGGAUGAUGAGAUAUCUCAAGCUGAUAUGGAGCAAUUUGGUUUGAAAGAUAAUGUUAAUGAAGGACGUCUUGCGCAAUGUGAAGAAGAUGAUGUUGAUCAAAAUGAUGACCAUGAAGACAUGGACCAUUUGAACUAUGCAAAUAUUGAAAAUGAGAUUGAAGUUGAUGAUAGCGAUGACGAUUUGGGAAAUGAGGAUGAUGUACUUUUUGAAGAACAAUUAGAAGAACCCCAAUUAGAAAAGGAAACAGUAAUUUCUACACCCAAGAAAAGAGGACCAACAAUGUUACAUUCCGUUCACACACGAAAUGUUAAUCAACGUGAGGUUAUUAUAUGUAAUGAAUAUGGACAACCCGUUGGACCGAUAAUAGAGGGGAAGGAUGUAGUAGGAAAAUUCUCUCGGUUUUUGGGUACAAUAGCUCGUACCCAUAGUUAUGCACCAUUGACAUGUACUUCAUGGCACAAAGUUCCACAUAAAGAUAAGAUAUGGGAGUAUGUAUUGGGAAAAUAUGAUGUGCCCGAUGAUGCUAAAACUUGGGUUCUUAGGACAAUUGGAAAUUUGUAUAAGGUAUACAAAUGUAGGUUCAAGAAAAAACACUUCUAUCAAUUUAAGGACAAUAAAACAAGAUGGAAGAAUCGACCUGAAUGCAUUCCUCAAGAAGAGUUCUCAAAACUAUUAGUGUUAUGGAAUAAAAAAGAUGUGGCGAAACGUUGUUCGCGGGCAAAAGAAAUACGCAAGUCUCUAAAAAAUAUGCACACGGCUGGUCCAAAAAGUUUUGCUAGAAUUCGUGACGAAAUGAAAAAUGAAGAUCCAAACAAGGAAUUCCCAACUCUAAGUCAAAUGUUUGAACGUACACGUAAAAGGACAGAUGGGCAUGUAUAUGUCGAUACAUAUGAUGACACGGCAAAUAAAAUUGAACAAAUGAAGAAGUAUGAACAUCUAGAAGAUGAAAGUGAUGCCAUAGAUCCUUAUAUGAUUGUGAUGAAAAAAGAGAAUGAUGGAUACCGUCGACUUUAUGGUAGAGGCGUUACUAAUAGAUUGAUAAAAAAAGUGGGUGGUGGUGAUGCAUCAUACAUGAUUCCGACGGGACUUAUGGAAUCAUUCAAAGCAAAUGAAGUUGAAAGAAAUGAGUUGAUUGAAAUGCGGAAAGAGAUUCAAGAGGACCAUGAAAAAAAGCAGGCCGAAUUAAAAGCUAUGCAAAUAGAUAUUAAAAAACAGCAAGAAAACCUUGAAGCCAUGAUGCGAAAGUUAGCGGAACAACAACCUCGAGAAGGCCGAUAGUUGCUAAUAUGAUUUAUCGUCUAUGUUUAAGACACAUCUAGAAUGUUUUUAAUUAUUUUUUUGUGAUUAUAGUUGACAACUUUGUGUUGACUUUGAUUUAUGGUUAUUAUUUUGAAUUUAGAUAUGUCAAAGGAGACCAUAAAAUUAUAUAAUAUAUUUAUGUUAUUAUUUUUAAGGUGAAAUUUUAGUAGUAAUUUAUAUUUGUAACAAUGUAGUAAACAUAUGUGGCAUCUAUAUGAUUAGGAAAAAAAAUAUUGC
This is a messenger RNA of Lactuca saligna, 2124 nucleotides long. The record is from the annotation of a GenBank genome assembly. NCBI's taxonomy places the organism in Eukaryota, Viridiplantae, Streptophyta, Magnoliopsida, Asterales, Asteraceae.